CUUCACUCACUGACACUCAGUAAUGCAGAUACACCCGGAGUAAACACAACCCGGCUAACAUGAUUGAUUUUUACAGGCUGGGUUCAAACCCAGCCAAAACCAGUUCAAGCCACCUCAGUUAAAUUAUUAUUAUUUAUAAAUAACUAUUGAUAAACAGGGAAUAGUACGUGAGUGUGACAAUGUCGAGCACGGAGUGCAGAAAGUUCGCGCCGAACAUCUUCAACAAGAGCAAGUGCUCAAACUGUUUCCGCCUCAAGGAGGAUCACUCCGCCUCCGCCAUAGAGCUGAACAAGGCGAGCCGGAAGAUAUCCAAGUGUGGAUAUUUGUUUGUUGCUCCUGACUGGGAUUUCUCUAACCCUAUCAACAGGACGAAGAGAUGGCAGAGACGAUGGUUUGUCCUCUACGACGACGGGGAGUUGACCUACAGUGUGGACGAUCAUCCAGAGACGAUUCCACAGGCGUGCAUCGAUAUGAACAAGGUGAUGGAGGUGGCGAGGGCAGAUGAGAUAACCGGAAACCCCUUCAGUGUUGCCAUCACGGCCCCGGAGCGAGUUCAUUUUGUGAAGGGAACCUGUAAAGAGGAAUCCAAUUGGUGGCUCGAGGUUCUCCAGAUAUUUCCGAGGUCUUCCAUUAAAACUGGAAGAGCUAAGAGAAAUGCAACCUUCCCGGGCGGAGUAGCAACCACCUACCGAGCCCAGUACUCCGGCUCCACCCUGCAAACCCCUCCGGUCAAAUGUGAUACUGAGAAGGACCCGGAGGAGAUCCCGGAUACAACAGAUGGACCCGGAGUAACGGAACCAAUCCUCCUGGAGCCACCAAUCCUGGUUGUAGACCAGGUGGCCCCAGCUUCUAGCAGGAUAAAUACAAGUUUACCUUUGCUUGAACCCUCCUCUCCGAUCCUACCCAGCGCAGGACGGUUUAAGAAGAUUAAAGCGAAACCUGGUGAGGGAACCAGGGCGUACAGGUCUCUCAGAAGUAAUACUUGCGAGAACCUGAGCGCAAUACCCCAGGAUUAUGGGCGGAGCAAGCUCUACCGCUACCAGACCGAGAGUCCGGAGCGAGAGAACCCGGAGAUCAAACCUGAAUCCCCGAAACCAACCGCGUGCAGUACUCCGAUCCUACGGAUAGAGCAGGACGAGACUAAACCCGAACCAAUUGAACUGGAGAUAAAAAGUCCUAGCCUUGACGUUUCUCCGUCCUGGCCAAGAACUGAGGGGUCGGAAAUCUCAAGUUCCCGGCAGCAAAAACACUCUCUACCAACUGAACUUCCAGUUCGAGGGGUCCCGGACGGUUGUGGAUUAGAAAUAUCCUCUCUCCACUCUCCAGUCCCAAUCCCUUCUCCACAUGAGCUGUUGAACCUGAAGAAGGGUUGGCUCAUGAAGCAGGGAAUGACGAAGGAUUGGCAGAAACACUGGUUUGUACUCCAGGGUUCAGCUAUCAUGUAUUUUAAGGACCCGGAGUCGGAGAAUAAUGGACUUAUGGAUGGAAUUAUCGAUCUAGGGCUAGUUCAGAAGGUGGAAGAGCGGGAUGUGCAGAGAAACUAUGGUUUUGUUAUCUCUACCCUAGACGAUAGAGAUUACAUCCUCUCAGCAGUUACUCAUGGUAUACGGAACAACUGGAUAAACGCCCUCAAGACUGCGUCCAAUCUUAACACGCUCCCGGAGUCGGAUACGCCCAAGGUUCUGCGACGUGAUAUCCUCGAGACAGAUAUAAAAAUAUCUCGGAGAAAUACAGCGGAUAGUAUUUCUUUAUCCACCCCUCCUCCGUCCGAGGGGACGGGACGGAUUAAACCCGAACAUGGUGCUCCGAUAUCUCCUCCGUUAAAUCGAACCCCGACCUCGAGGUUGAAGAAAGAGAAAAGCAGGACGGGACGAACCAUGUCUUUGAAGAACAUGCACUCCAUGAGCCCUAUCUCCAGUAGCUCGGCUGAUAAGGAAAAUAGAAACAUGUUAAGUGACGAAGAUCUAAAAAUGAUCCCGGAACGAGAUAUUUCAAAUAUUAAACCGACCGAGGACCUGCAGGGUUUGAGGGACUCUCCCAUUCUUGGCAACUCUAUCUCUAAAAACCUGGAAUCUGCCCAGACAGAUUUCUUUUUGAAGGAUCCUACCAAUCAGAGCAAUGUCGAACCUGAAUCUGAAUCUAGAAAUAUUCAACCAGCCCUGCGGGAUACAAACCUACUCCUGGCCCGCCAAACCAUAGAGAUCAAUAACUUACGAACCAAGUUGGACAAUAUGAACGCUGACAUGGACGCAACCUUGAAGAACCUGAACACAGAGCAGGUUCGGAACACGGAGCUAGGAAAGAAGGUUCAGGAUUUGGAACAGGAAAACUCUUUGCUGCAAAUCAAGUCAACAAAUGCGGAGAAGUCUCUUCGAGAACAAUCUAAAGAGAUUACAAGUUUAAACGAGAAGGUUCGAGAGUUCAGUGAUCUGAGUAGUCAAUACAAAGCUCAGGUCGCGGAGAAUAAAACCCUAAGACAGAAGAUGGAAAAGAUAGAACGGAUUAACUCCGGACCAAAUUGGAAAACCUUAUAUGACAGCCUUCAAACUCAGCACCAGAAGGAGCGUGUUCUCUGGGGGAACAAGUUGAAGGAGAUGGAGCACGAGCUGCAAAACCUGGUGGAGACAAACAGUGAGGCUGAGCAGAAGGGUCAUCUUAUCUCUGACCUGUCCCAUCAGCUGCAAGAGAGUGAAACCAGGAUAAAUCAACUAGUAUGUCAAAAUGAUACUCUUAUGAGAGAAAACAAAACCUUGGCGAAAGAAUAUGAAAAUGAGAUCCACAGAAUGAAGGAGAAUAUAAAGGAACUUGAGGAAUAUAUUGAUAAAACAGAUGUAGACAAGUGCAAAGAGGAGAAGAAUAAAGAUGCUGAAAUAGUUCGACUCCGACAAGAGAUAUCGGAGAGAAGUAAGGUUGAACUGGAAAAGGCUGAACUUGAAAGUGAACUUGCAAGAACCAGAGGUGAGGUUGAGAUCCUAACCACUAAACUGAUCGGAUUCAACGAAGCGACUGAGAAAGAUGCAGAACGAAGUCGAAGUUUGUGCUCCUCCAGAGACAACCUUAAUAAGAAACAGUUGCGGAUGGUUCGAAUGGAUUCUCUUACAGAGCUGAUGGCUCCUCUAAGCGACGUGAGCCAGAUCUCGAACAUGGAGCACGAUAAACUCGUGAUUUGCUACAAUGAUGUUGUAAAUAGAUUCAACAAAGCUAUAUCUGAAAUCAAGGCUCUUAAGGCCAGUGUGAAGCAAGCCCAGAGUAACACAGAUGCCGCGGAAAUUAAAAACCUCCAAAUUAGCCAGAACCUGAAAAAUAAAGAAAUCCAGUAUGGCGAAGAAAUGAAGAUGUUAAGUAACAAAAUCGAGGAUUUAACCUCAAAAUAUCUCUCCUCGGAGCGACAAGUAAGAAAUCUAAAACUUAAGCUGAAAGGACCGGAAGGAAAGGAAAGACGACGAUCGUCUACCGGGGUACGUCCGGACGAAUUGAUCGUCCACCGUGAAGCUGAAUAUCUAUUGGACGAUAUUGAAUUAAGUUUGAACUGUAUAGAUGGAUUUAUGAAAGGCAAAGAGAUAAUCAGAGACAAUAAGAAGAAAAGUUAUGAAACAUCUACAAAAGCUUCCAGAGCAAGACGGAGAAGUUGUGAAAAUAUGGAAAUAUCGUUCGUCGAGCGGUUAAAACGAACUGAAAAGACUCUGACAGAAGUUAACAGAAGAUUAUCCACGCAUGGAGACAACAGUCAUCUAUACCUGGAGAACCUGAGGAAGCAGAUGAUCUCCAUUAUCUCCAGGACCAGGGAGGAGAUGGAGGAUGAUAACUCUCUCCCAGUUGAGCUCAAGGAUCUCCUCAAUACCCUGGAGUCCGUGAUCACUGGAUCUGAGCUCCCGGGUAUAUACGGAGAUGAACCAGGAUUUCCAAACUCUGAUUCUAUUUCUAGUCACUUCGACACCGUGAUGUCCUUCCUAUAUCGUAGUGUUGAGGACGCAUACGAGUUGAGAAAAGAGUUCUCUGGAACUGAAAUAGCAGGAACCAAGAUUUCUUCGUUCUUUGAUAUCGGAGCAGGGUUCAGUAAUGGUGCUGAGGUGGCACAGAUUAUUAAGACACAGGAAACAAGUCUUCAGGCUUAUCUUCUUAUGGAUCUUCAGCAGCAAAUAUCAACCAUUCAAACCAGAGUUUUUGCAGGCAAUAGGGAACAGACCCUGAAAGACUACAAUGAUGUUACAAAAAGUCUUCUCCUAAAGGUCCUGGAAUCCAAACAGUUUGUUCCAUUGUCAUCCUACACGUGCAAGAAACUGAAAGCUCUGUCAUCCGUUUCAUUGAGUUCCGACGCUUUGACUGCCAUGUUUAGAAGAUUAAAACGUGAAGCGCAGGUAUUGUUCUCCAGGAUAGGUGCAGCCACCAACCAGCUCCUUUAUAGUUUCCUGGAUUCAAUAUCAUCCCAGGCUAUAGAGAAGGAUAUUAUCCUAGACGGGAUUAGGAGCGAGGUGUACAAUAUGAUUGAGGAAGACGAACGCAUGAGAGAGUUUCAAACUAGUUUGGUUAAUAUCUAUCUAAUCUGUUCGGACACGGAGUCGGAUAACAACCCGGAGCGGGUUAAUCUUAUGGCUAACCGAGAAGAGGCACUGCAGUCACAAACCGAAGUGACUAGAAUACUCAUAGAUCAAGAAAUACAGGAUUUCUCCGCUGCUCUGCAUCAUAAGAUUGAGGAAGGGGAUACCGGAGUUGACAGUCUAGUGCCCAGUGAUGCAGAGGAUUUGAACACGUGCAUGUUUAAGGUUGCAAGCAUGAUUGCGCAAAAAUGUGUGACCGAAGCUCAGAUAACAAUACUGAAUACAAUCCUAGGACUGGAGGAGAAGGAUGAAGGAGACAUGUCUGAAGACGGGGAACCGGAGUCCUUGGAAGAUUUUGCACUGUUUGAUCCGAUGAGCAUGAAUAAAGAAUGUAACGAGUUUAUGCUGGUUCUCAACACAUAUCGUCAGACUCAGAGUAGACCUAGAGGAGCCAAGCCCAGGCUUAGUCUCACCGGACAGUCUGGAAACACACUCGAGUCAAACCUUAGAUCUAUCAGGAGAGAAAACGAAAACAAGAAGGCAAGGUUGAGCGCUGCGCUCUCGGAAAAGAAAACAGAAUCCAGUCAGGAUGAUAAAUAUCAGGACUUGAGGGUUUGGUGUGAAAAGUCGAUGACGGCCAUGGAGAAAUCUUACGAGAACCUUCUUGGUGAUUUACAGCAGCAGCAUCUUAAAGAGAAGGAUUCGUUAAAGAAAGAGAAAGAACAAGCACUAGCAGAGGAAACAAAAGCAACUCUCUCCGCCCUUGACGCUAUGCGUAAAGCUCAUGAAUCUGAGGUACAGAAAGAGGUUGAGAAGUUUAAAAAAGAAUUUCUCUCCGAGCUCCGAAAUAAGGAAUGUAUCGGAGCUCUACAGUCUGAGUAUCAGGAGGACCGGGACGAAAUUAAACGUGAGAUCCUCUCGGUUACCGGAGGAGACGGUUGGCAGGACGAGGAGACCAGAGCACCAAGAUUAACAAGAUCUCCGAGCUGUCCCAGACUCUACUCAACCCGAUCCUUCUCUACUCCUAAACCUUGUGAGAGCGAGGAACCAUUAAAAUCUCCUCUAACAGGAAUGGUGGCGAACAGAAAACGAGUUUUUGAAACUGAAUAUUGAUUAACUCUACUCAGGGUGCAAUAGAUACUAUAACAAUAAGAUUUAUAUGUAAACAUUGAUGAAGACGAAAAAAGAAAACCGUGGGAGGGGGGGGGGAGGUAUUUAUUAUGUAAAUGUAUGUAAAAUAUCCUGAAAUUUACAGAGUAUUUUAUUCUAUAAUCCCACGGGAAAAUAUUCAUUUUCAUUGAAUGUGACAUUUUCAUACAUUUUAUAUGAAGAAACCUGAAAAGAGAGAACUUACUUUUAACAAAAAGUAGAAUAUUUCUCCCUCUUUAAUUCCAAAUACACUCGGUUUAAGAUAAUAUUUGGUUUUAGGGGAGCGUUCAUGUAAAUUCCAAAAAGGGUAAAGUAAAGUAAAGUGAAUUAUGAUUUAUUUUUGUUCAUACCCUCUUUCACUUUCGCGAAUUCUCCCUUUACAAAAAAAAACUUAAGGAAUGUGAUAUAUUAAUGGUUGAAAACUUAAAUAUAGAUUUUAAAGAUGUAAA
Eurytemora carolleeae is the source of this 6136-nucleotide messenger RNA. It is a transcript of the gene osp, whose product is annotated as myosin phosphatase Rho-interacting protein. Gene Ontology annotation, cellular component: actin cytoskeleton. The transcript has 7 exons. NCBI's taxonomy places the organism in Eukaryota, Metazoa, Arthropoda, Copepoda, Calanoida, Temoridae. The record is from RefSeq and is a predicted model, not a curated record. Gene Ontology annotation, molecular function: actin filament binding. The coding region runs from base 180 to 5651 and encodes 1823 amino acids. Gene Ontology annotation, biological process: actin filament organization.